Messenger RNA from Daldinia vernicosa, 1490 nucleotides. Its product is annotated as cysteine dioxygenase type I. Bases 501 to 1085 code for a protein of 194 amino acids. Lineage: Eukaryota; Fungi; Ascomycota; Sordariomycetes; Xylariales; Hypoxylaceae. Gene Ontology annotation, biological process: L-cysteine catabolic process. The record is from RefSeq and is a predicted model, not a curated record. The transcript has 3 exons. Gene Ontology annotation, molecular function: cysteine dioxygenase activity; ferrous iron binding.
AGCCGAAUUUCUAGGUUGAAUUUGUGCUGAGAGCUUAACCUAUAUUAGGUAGAGAAUGGAUUUGGGGAAAGUGAAGGAAAGCAGGGAAAAGCAGUGCAAAGCAGGCCCCCCGAUUACGUACCGGCAUUCGUGUCGGAACUAACCUUAACCAAUCACAAAGGGUUGUAUUAGUUAUCGCCUGACCUGUCCUUCCAUUUCAGUCUUCGCAAUGAUAAGGGAAACUGCAAGUGAUUCUGUCUCCGGCGAUCGGCAGCGCAACCGACGGUAUUCAUCUGUGAAGGAAAAGCGGAGUUGGAAGGCCACAAUACCCCAAGGUCCCGGAGAGCUUCUGACACCGCUGGUUUCCUCCCGUACCUUUAUAAACCAAACAGCGAUCAUCUUCAUUCACCUAGAACCCUAGAACCCUAGAACCCCUUCAUCCGAAAGCAUCCUAAUUCCAUACCUAGUAUCAUACCUAGAUAAAAUAAUUCAUCCUAGGAAAUCCGAACUAAAUCGUCGCAAUGGAUCGCUUCGAGCAACUUGUCCAAUCCAUCAAGGAGGAAUUGGGACCGUCCUCCGGGUUGACUUCUGACGAUGUAAACGUGGACCACCUAACACAUAUGAUGGAUCGAUACAUCUCCAACGAAAAGGAGUGGUCCAAGUAUGCAUUGGCAGACGCCAAUAUGGCAUAUACCCGAAAUCUCGUUGACGAGGGGAACGGCAACGCAAACCUGCUCGUGCUAGUUUGGACGCCAGGGAAGGGUAGUCCGAUUCACGACCACGGCAAGGCUCAUUGCCUGAUGAAGAUCCUCCGCGGCAACCUCACCGAAACUCGAUACGACUUUCCCGACGGCGAUGAUAAGAAGCCGAUGCAGGUCAAGUCAGAAACAGUGCGUAAGCAGAAUGCUGUGGCCUAUAUGGCGGACGAACUUGGACUGCAUCGCAUGUCCAACGAGGGUAGCGACUACGCCGUCUCCCUACACCUAUACACCCCGCCGAAUGUGGCCAAGAACGGCUGCAACAUCUUCGACGCUAAGACGGGAAAGAUGACGCAUAUUUCCAAGUGCGGCCACUAUUCAGAGCACGGGAAACGAGUGCAGGACUAGAACACUUGUAAGCUAUCAUGAUAUUAUGAAGUAGGUGUAUGGAGUUUUUGGGAAGGCUCUGGGGUCAUGGUUUGGUUGUUUUCCCAGACGAAGCGAGAUUGGUUUCUCGUCAACUUGACGGAGAUUUUGGUUAUCCGUAGAUUGUUGUCACAUAGAACUUGGUUCCGUCGAUAAAGGGAUCUAAAGUACCUAGGCACCUUAGGUUCUUUAAAGCGAGUAAUAAAAAGCGUUGGAUGACAAUAAAUCAAACUUGCGUUUCUAUCAGUUCGAAAUCCGAGAGACUAGUUAAGAGAUUAAACGAGGUGAAGUUGAAAAAGAAGAGAAGUCGUGCUUUUGCGGCUCUUUUCGCAAUAUCAGUAUUAUUCUAUCAUGUUGAUUUGGCCUAGCUCGGAUUGCACCAUCGCC